GCAACCAUUCUGACUUGGAAUCUCGCCGCGAUCCCGACGGGGUGCAAGCGAGAGCUGAGAUCGAUUCGCGCGCGAAAAUUUACAGACGCGGUUUAUUUUUUAAUUUUUCAAAAUGGCGGUUACAAGUGCCAGGAGCAUUAUCAAUAUGAAGGAGAAGGGACAUUUCGGUCAUGAAAAAACAAGGAUUGAUAAAUAUACGUUGGCCGACGAGCUGCCAGCUCAGCUUUCUGAGCUGGAUCUCAGGCCGCGGACCAUGGCUGCUUCCUACACCCUGCGCAAGUUGACGUCAAAGGAUAAGGAACCAGUGAUAGACUUCUUGAGGAGAUUUUUCUUCCGUGAUGAGCCGUUGAACCUGACAAUAAACCUGCUUGAAACCCCUGAGUCUCGCUGUUUAGAAUUAGAGGACUAUGCAUCUUCCACUCUCGGUGAUGGCGCAUCAGUAGCCGCAGUUGAUGAAAAUGGGGAUUUCGUUGGCAUGGUCAUCAAUGGAAUUGUUAAAAGAGAAGAAAUCGACUACACAGAUAAAUCGGAAGACUGUCCCAACCCGAAAUUCCGACGUAUCUUAAAACUUCUAGGUCAUCUCGAUCGCGAAGCUAGGAUUUGGGACAAGUUGCCUCAGUCCUGUCACACAGUUGUGGAGAUCAGAAUAGCAUCCACCCACUCCGACUGGAGAGGAAGAGGACUUAUGAGAGUCUUAUGUGAAGAGACCGAACGGAUAGCAAAGGAAUUGGGCGCAGGCGCCUUACGGAUGGACACCACCUCUGCUUUCUCCGCCGCUGCAGCUGAACGUCUGAAAUACAAGAAGGUGUACGGCUUGUUCUACUCCGAAGUGCCGUACGCCCCACACCCAGAGGCGCCGCAUCUUGAAGGAAGAGUAUAUCUCAAAGAGAUAUAAAGCAAGACAUUCUCUGUUCAACUUCAAAAAGUUGCAAAAACGAUCAUCUUUCAAUAUAUAAGUCCGAGUCCUUGCGAUUAACAUUGUUUGUUACGUAAAUCUAAAAAAAUGUAUGUACCUAUUCUUAUGUACUGUUUCUAAUUAUUCAUUAAUAAAAAGUCUCACGUUUGUACUAAUUUACUAAAUUUUUGUCUUUAAUACGUACUCUAGUACAACGUAUUUACGUAUGUAUCUUAAACAAAAAUUUAGCAAAUUAUAUAUAGCUAAUACGUACGACAAUUUAAAAAACAAUAUAUAAAUAACCUGAAAUUUGCUCUCAAAAAAUGUUAGAAAAAUACAAAGAUAAAUCGACAAGUAUCUAACAUUGUUUGCUAUAAAGAUUUUAAUUAUAGAUGGUGUAUGUAGUUUAAAUGAUACCAUUCAAGAAAUUGUAAGCAAAUAUUUUCAGAAAAUCCCAAUUAAUAAUACGACUUAGCUGUGAUACAAAGAAAGAUUUUAAUUUACAAAAAGUUUAUUAAAAUCUCUGUAAAAAAACUUGAAUUGUAUAAUUUAGUUAUAAAAAUAAUCUUUUGUAUGUAUAUAUUAUUUUGAUAUAUUUAUAAAUGUAAAAUAAAAAAAAAACAAAAACCGCCUGCAUAAUAUAAUAACAAAUAAUUAAGAAAGGCGACGCCUGGCAAAAAAAUAUAGCAAAAGUAUGUAAUAAUGAUAUUGACAUCAGAUAAAAACGCUGCUGUAGGUUGAGGGAACAUUAUAGUACCUAUUUUCUCUAUUGUCGUUACUGUCCUAUCGUCAAUUGUAGCUGUAGUCAAAAAUGUAUGUAAUAUGAUUAAUUUAAUUGUAAAGUUGUUUUGAAUAUAUACGAAAAUAAUAUCUGUGUAUUACAAUAAACUAUAUAAAUAUA
Nymphalis io (European peacock) is the source of this 1796-nucleotide messenger RNA. It is a transcript of the gene Aanat, whose product is annotated as arylalkylamine N-acetyltransferase 1. NCBI's taxonomy places the organism in Eukaryota, Metazoa, Arthropoda, Insecta, Lepidoptera, Nymphalidae. Gene Ontology annotation, molecular function: N-acetyltransferase activity. The record is from RefSeq and is a predicted model, not a curated record. The transcript is spliced from 5 exons. Bases 113 to 895 code for a protein of 260 amino acids.